CUGGUCUAGUCCAGGGCAGGGCCUGGAGUGGCUGCGUGCUGUGUUUUGUAGUGUACAGGGUGCUCUAUGUCCCCUCCUGGAGCCCCCCCGCCACCCAACAAAUGGCAGCUAGGAAGUUUAGUGCACGUGAUAUGCGAGGAAAUACGACCGUCCCCUGCUCCCUGGCUUUUCAGGAUUGUUUUCGCCCUGGUAUGGGGGUGAGAAUCCGGGGCUCUGUGCCGUGCGGCAGCCAGUGGUUCUCUGUGGACUUCAGCUGUGGGGAGGAGCCCAACUGCUAUAUAGCCUUUCACUUCAAGCCCCACUUCGACCAGAACUGUGUGGUGUUCAAUAGCUUCCAGAACCACGGCUGGCAGUCUGAGCAGGUGAUGGAGGGGAACCCGUUCAAGCAUGGGGCCUCCUUCCUGCUGGAGUUCUACAUCACUGACCAGCACUUUGAGGUUGUUGUGAACAAGAAGGUGUUCGGGCAAUUCAAGCACCGCAUCCCCCUGUGUGGAGUGAAGGUCCUGGAGAUCAAUCCUGAGGUGCAGAUUCAGAAGAUUGAGCUCUUCUAGGUUGUCCCAGAACAAAGAAAACCCCAGGAAUGGGGACCCUGCACUGGGGAUCCUGCAGGGAUCUGCUGAUGGAGGUGGAGCGUUACCAAUAAAGUAGC
Alligator mississippiensis (American alligator) is the source of this 649-nucleotide messenger RNA. RefSeq names its product galectin-7-like. The transcript has 4 exons. NCBI's taxonomy places the organism in Eukaryota, Metazoa, Chordata, Crocodylia, Alligatoridae. Gene Ontology annotation, molecular function: carbohydrate binding. The record is from RefSeq and is a predicted model, not a curated record. The coding region runs from base 102 to 551 and encodes 149 amino acids.